GUGCCACAGUGGCCUUCUUGGAGCAUUGCACUCAAUCCUUCCAGUUGAGACGGUGAGAGUAUCCUUUAAGAAGGGGAUUCGCAAUCCCGAUGUCUCCGCAUCUGCUUGGAUCAAUACACCCCCGUCCCUUGUACUGAGGCGCUCUGUUCUGGUAUGGGAUUACUCGAUCAGAACCGCGCUUCAGUCUUGCUCACGUCCUGGCCGUCGCUUUGCCUAAGCUGCACUUAUGACCCCGACAACGGCAGCGUUUCCUCAGCACCCGAGAAAAGUCCUCCAGCAUGGCCACCGACGACUCUUCAACCAAGCUUUCGGAAUCGGAUCCCGAGAAACCCAAAACAUUCGGCCAAGGAAGGAGCUCAAGUCCUGCUUGUCAACCGGAGAAUACACAUGCAGAGCAUGCCACGCAGUCGGACGCUGAUAGUGAACUUCGAGGAAGGUUCCAUGGCCCCGACAAACGAGAAUUGACCGAAGACGACUGUUACGAGAAGCUGGGCUUCUGUUUCCCUUGGUACAAGAAGUGGUCGAUUAUUACCGUUAUCUUCGUUGUACAAAUGUCCAUGAAUUUCAACAGCAGUACCUUCUCCAACGCCGUUCCGCAAUUAUCAGAGCACUUUCGGAUUAGUGAACAGGCCGCUCGGGUGGGCCAAAUGAUCUUCCUCGUCACAUACGCCUUUGGCUGCGAACUCUGGGCCCCAUGGAGUGAGGAAUUUGGUCGCUGGCCCAUUAUGCAACUCAGUCUCCUGCUCGUCAAUAUCUGGCAGAUACCUUGUGCACUGGCUCCUAAUUUUGGGACCAUGGUCGUUUGUCGUGGUCUUGGUGGACUGAGUUCAGCAGGUGGCUCGGUCACUCUCGGAAUGACUGCGGAUAUGUGGGAGCCUGAUGAUCAAGGCUUUGCCGUAGCUUACGUGGUCCUGUCUUCUGUCGGAGGGACUACCAUUGGACCGAUCUUUGGUGGCAUGAUGCAGCAAUGGCUGAAGUGGCGAUGGAACUUUUGGAUCCAACUCAUGUUCGGUGGUGUUACCCAAAUUCUUCAUUUCUUCCUUGUCACCGAGACGCGAUCCACGAUUCUCCUGGACCGGGAGGCCAAACGCCGACGAAGGACGAAAGAGGAGCCUGAUGUAUAUGGUCCGAACGAGCUAAAGCCGUCCCGAUUUAACAUCAAGGAGGUUUUGCGUGUCUGGCGCCGACCAUUUGAAAUGUUCCUCCGGGAACCUAUCGUGCUCUUUCUUUCGUUGCUCUCUGGCUUUUCAGACGCGCUCAUCUUCACCUGCAUUGAGUCCUUUUCGUUGGUCUUUGCCCAGUGGGGUUUUGAUGCGCUCCAGAUCGGGUUAUGCUUCAUUUCUAUUCUGAUCGGUUACUUGGUUGCCUACGUGAUAUUCCUACCGGACAUCUAUCGCCAACGACAGGUGAGGCGCCGGGAAGGGAAUGCCUCUCGGGUGGCCGAACGGCGCCUCCUGCUCCUACUUUUCAUCGCCCCGCUUGAAACGAUCGGCCUAUUUGGCUUCGCCUGGACCACGAUGGGACCAGAAUACACGCACUGGAUUGUGCCUUUGGUGUUUGCGUUUUUGAUCGCGAUUGCCAAUUACGGGAUUUACAUGGCGACGAUCGACUACAUGGUUGCCGCGUAUGGGGAAUACUCCGCGUCGGCGACAGGAGGCAAUGGGUUUGCGCGAGAUCUGCUGGCGGGAUUGUCGGCCAUGUACGCGACACCGAUGUACAUAAAUAUCGGUGGUCGCUUUCAUCUACAAUGGGCGAGUACAAUCCUUGGCUGCUUGGCCAUUCUGGUAACGAUUCCCAUCUACGUCUUCUAUUGGAAGGGCCCUGAGAUCCGGGCGAACAGCAAGUUCGCGCAAACACUCGAGGCAGACCGGGAGCGGCACGCGGCAGUCCGUCGGGCCAGUCAAAUGAGCGUUUCACGGAAGGCGUCCAUGGCCUAGUGCUGAGUUGCGCCAGUGUCCAUUUCCGUACUUCAGAUGUCCGGAGAAUUCUUGCGGAGACUUACCUGAUGGUAUGCGUAGAUACCCGUGUCUUUCUGCUGAUCCGAACGGUUGUACAAGGGCCGUGUCACGGCUCAAAGGAAU
Molecule: messenger RNA, 2081 nt
Organism: Aspergillus sclerotioniger CBS 115572
Lineage: Eukaryota; Fungi; Ascomycota; Eurotiomycetes; Eurotiales; Aspergillaceae
Product: MFS multidrug transporter
Exons: 1
Coding region: 279-1937 (552 amino acids)
Biological process (GO): transmembrane transport
Molecular function (GO): transmembrane transporter activity
Source: RefSeq, a predicted model, not a curated record